Penaeus monodon (black tiger shrimp) is the source of this 2325-nucleotide messenger RNA. RefSeq lists its product as uncharacterized. The coding region runs from base 244 to 2211 and encodes 655 amino acids. Gene Ontology annotation, molecular function: GTPase activity; calcium channel regulator activity; GTP binding. The transcript has 5 exons. The record is from RefSeq and is a predicted model, not a curated record. NCBI's taxonomy places the organism in Eukaryota, Metazoa, Arthropoda, Malacostraca, Decapoda, Penaeidae. Gene Ontology annotation, cellular component: plasma membrane.
CAACAGAUUCCUUUUCCAUCGCUUGCCGAAAAAAGGCCACUAAAUCAAACCCAAAAAAAAAAUCUGGCACAAGCAGCAGUGCCAAGGCAGGGACUGGCAAGAUCAGUGCAAGAACAGGCGCACAGGGCUGUGCUGUGUCAGGGCAGAAAAAAAUCACUAGGGUCAAUAUUCACGCCGAAGGUAACGGGAGAUACAACCGGAAGACGAGGUAGUGAAACGGGGUUGGGUCAGAAACUGAAAAAGAUGGCGUGCGAGGUUGUGGUACCCCCUCUCCCCCCUCCCCCAGACCCAAGGGUCCAGGGGCGUGUACCACCACAACCGGUCAGUCUGGAAAGCAUCGAAAGUGUCAAUCUGAUGGAUCUCUCAAGUGACACGGAAAAGGACUUCGAUAGUGUACUUUUAGAACACAAACCUUUGAGUGAUGCAGCUCCAUGUGUCACGAACAUGGAACUUAGUGCCAUAUCAGCUCCUUGUCGGGUGACCUGCACCCCCCUCGCCUCCCCCUUGUGGGUAGCAAACACAGUAAGCUCAACGUUCACAGCAUCAACAUCCUCUUCCUUCAGUACCGUUCCAUCGUGCGCUUCACAAAGAAAAUCCUCAACCCUGCUGUCUCCUGUCACUGUGGGCGUGUCCAUCAUGGGUACACUCAGUUCAACAGACGCAGUGCCGUUUACAGAACCUCUGACCGACAUGUCCCUUGUCGGUCCCCUUAACACGGCUGACACAGUGCCGCUCCUGUGUCCGUCGGCGUCCACGGACAGUACCCAGACGGAGGAGGAAUUCAGUGCUAGCAUCGUGCCAGACAUCUCCCUCACCAAAAGAUCCUCACUGAUCACACCGCACAUCACAGCCUCCGCCACUUCCAUUAGUCCAUGUGUAACUCUCCCUCCUCCAGCCAUUUCUGCGGCUCUUCCAUCAGGAGACCCGGUGGAAAGUUUCCCACCUCCCGUCCCGAGUGCGACGGGGUCUCCCGGCCAAUGUACUUGCGAUUCUUCGGCGAAACCGAGCAGAGCAUCGCCCGCGCCCCUUUCAACCCCCGACCUCAGAAUCGACAUGUUCGAGGCGGACUAUCCGAGCGACGGAUGGCUGCCGGGAGGAGGGGAUGGAGCCAUGGAAGUCGAGUCGCCUGCGGCCGCCCCUACUGGCUUCCCGGCCAUCACGCCAGAAGACUUGACGCCCGCUGAGCUGCAUGAGUUCGACAUGAAAUACGGGUCCCCUCAUCACGCUCAUUCGCGCUCCAUCAAGUCCUUAACGCGGCCCACACUUCUCGCCUUGCCGCCAGAGAAACCGAGAUUCGUAGCGCUUCCCAUAAACGGGGAUGAUGACGAGGACGACGACUACUACCGCCUCAGGCACUUCUCCAUCACCGGCCGCCGCAUCGUCAACCGAGGCGAUUCUUUCAAGUCACGAAGAACGCGCUCCAAUACCAGUGUAGCGUCGGACGCAUCGAGCGCUGACGGCUGCGCGUGGUCGCAUCCCUGUUCCCUGGCCACCUCGGCGGCGUCGUCCGCAGCCUCUUCACAGGCCUCUUCAGCCUCUGAGAUGGUGACGCCCUACCGGGUGGUGAUGCUCGGAGGGCCCGGCGUGGGCAAGACUGCCCUUGUGCACCAGUUCAUGACGUCGGAACACAUUAACGCUUACGACAACUCUUUAGACGAGGAGUUCGGCGAGCAGUCCGUGUCGAUCAUGCUCGAAGGAGAAGAGUCUGAGAUCGUAUUCAUCGAUCGGCCAGCUGACGAGAUGACGGUGGAACAGUACCUCUCGACUUACGAGCCGCACGCCUUCGUGGUCACCUACAGUGUGAUUGAGCGCCGCAGUUUCCAGAGGGCGGAGGAGGUCCUACAGCUACUAUGGCGGCUCGACGUCAUGACAAACAGAGGCGUCAUCCUCGUAGCAAAUAAAACAGAUAUCGUGAGGUCCCGUUGCGUCACGCCAAAAGAGGGAUCGAACCUGGCGGACUCAUACGACUGCAAAUACAUCGAGACCUCGAGUGGCUUCAACCAUCAAGUGGACGAACUCCUCGUUGGAAUCCUCAAGCAAAUUCGGCUGAAAACCCACAGUACCGAAGCCACGUCGAGGAAACGUAGCACGCGGAAGAAGAAGUACCGAGGAACGAAGACUUCGGCGAGCCUUAAGGUGAAGAGCUUUUUGACGAAGGUGUGCGGGAAGGAACCCAAAAGCAAGUCUUGUGAGAACCUGCACGUGCUCUAAUCUGGCACGCGGGCUGCCGGGCUUGUCUACAGUCACAAAAGCCGCCCGAAGAAGAUUCAGUCAUCUUCCUUACCUUGCCAGUAGCCUUUGCAGUGCUCGGAAAAACUGAGUCAG